Arachis duranensis is the source of this 1607-nucleotide messenger RNA. Its product is annotated as pentatricopeptide repeat-containing protein At4g02820, mitochondrial. Gene Ontology annotation, molecular function: protein binding. The record is from RefSeq and is a predicted model, not a curated record. Gene Ontology annotation, cellular component: mitochondrion. NCBI's taxonomy places the organism in Eukaryota, Viridiplantae, Streptophyta, Magnoliopsida, Fabales, Fabaceae. The coding region runs from base 16 to 1602 and encodes 528 amino acids. The transcript has 2 exons.
AGGGUUUAAGCAUCAAUGUUGAUUUCGGCAAAACGGAAAAUGUUCCUCCGCUCCAUCAGAACAACCUACCUCGCUUCCACACGCCACCUUUCCACGGCGGCGCCGCCACGAACACCCUCAUCUUCCUCCCCAUCCGGCGGCGGCGGCGGUAGAGACACGCUGGGGCGGAGGCUGCUGAGCCUUGUGUUCCCGAAACGCAGCGCGGUGGUUGCGAUCAACAAGUGGAAGGAAGAAGGUCACCCUCCGCCACGCAAGUACGAGCUAAAUCGAAUUGUUCGCGAGCUACGUAAGAACAAGAGCUUCAAACACGCGCUUGAGGUCUGUGAAUGGAUGACCUUGCAGCAACAUAUCAAGCUAGUGCAAGGAGACUAUGCUGUCCACUUGGACUUGAUAGCUAAAGUUCGGGGUUUAAACAGUGCAGAAAAAUUCUUUGAGGAUCUUCCUGAUCAAAUGAGAGGCAGACAGACCUGCACUGCUCUUCUUCAUGUCUAUGUCCAAAAGAAUUUGGCAGACAAAGCUGAAGCCCUCAUGUCAAAAAUGUCAGAAUGUGAUUUAUUGGGAUGCCCACUUCCUUUCAACCACAUGAUAUCUCUCUACAUUGCAAAUGGGAAGCUAGAAAAGGUCCCGCAAAUUAUUCGGGAAUUGAAGAUGAACACAUGUCCUGAUGUUGUUACUUUCAAUUUGUGGUUAACUGCAUGUGCUCUGCAAAGUGAUGUUGAAACUGCAGAAAGAGUAAUGCUCGAGUUAAAGAAGGCAAAAAUAGAUCCAGACUGGGUAACAUAUAGUACAUUGACUAAUUUGUACAUUAAAAACGAUUGCCUUGAAAAAGCAAGAUCUACUUUGAAGGAGAUGGAGAAUAGAACCUCGCGGAACACUCGGGUUGCAUAUUCCUCUCUCAUUAGCCUGCAUAUGAACAUGGGGAAUAAAGAUGAAGUUAUCCGAGUAUGGAAGAAAAUGAAGGCUUCCUUUCGCAAAAUGAAUGAUAAUGAGUAUCUUUGCAUGUUAUCAUCGCUUGUGAAGCUUGGAGACUUUGCUGCAGUUGAGAACCUCUAUAGUGAGUGGGAAUCUGUUUCCGGGACACAUGAUGUCAGACUUUCAAAUAUACUUCUUGCUUCAUACGUUAACCAAGACCAGAUGGAAAUGGCGGAAAAUUUUUAUCAUCGGAUAGUAGGAAAUGGCGUAAGUCCUUCUUACACUACAUGGGAGCUAUUAACAUGGGGCUAUUUGAAAAAUAAGGAUGUGGAGAAAUUUCUAGAUUAUUUUGAGAAAGCCAUUUCUAGUGUGAAAAAAUGGAACCCUGAUCAGAAGUUAGUGAGAGAGGCAUUCAAAAUCCUUGAGGAGCUGGCUCAUAUUGAAGGGGCAGAAAAAUUGUUGGUUACCCUUCGCAAUGCUGGCCAUGUGAAUACUGAUGUAUAUAACCUAUUUCUCAACAUUUACGCAAAAGCUGGUAAAAUGCCUCUUAUUGUUGCUGAGAGGAUGAAAAAGGACAAUGUUCAGUUGGAUGAAGAGACUCAUAGGCUCUUGGAUCUGACCAGUAAAAUGUGUGUGAGUGAUGCUUCACUGAUUCUGUCGAAAGCACCAAUUGACGGAGUAUUAGAAUAAACUAU